UCAGGUAAAGUUCUCUUUUUGAGAUUUGAAGCACUGCCUGCUCCAGUCUCCUGUCAUUUUCUUGAUUUGUUGUAUUUGUUUGGUACUAAUAUAAGUAAAUAGCACUAAUUUUGACAAUCAUGUUGAAUCACUCGGAGGAGCGCUACCUGGUUCUGGAGAACUACAUUGGAGGAAAGUUCAUUCCUUGUCGUAGUCACAUCGACUCCUUCGACCCAUCCACGGGCGAGGUUUACUGCAAAGUACCAGACAGCGGCAAGGAGGAGGUGGAGGCAGCGGUGGCAGCAGCGAAAGAAGCUUUCCCUGGCUGGUCUGCUCGCAGCCCAGAGCAGCGAGCACAGAUUCUCAACAAGCUGGCUGACCUGAUCGAAGCUCACCUGGAGGAGUUUGCCCAGGCUGAGUCCAGAGACCAAGGUAAAACAGUAACGUUUGCACGGACUGUGGAUAUUCCCCGCACUGCGUACAACUUCCGCUUCUUUGCAUCAUCCGUGCUCCACCACACCACCGACUGCAGCCAGAUGGACCACAUGGGCUGCCUCAAUUACACUAUCCGCUGCCCUGUGGGAGUGGCUGGUCUGAUUAGCCCCUGGAAUCUCCCCCUGUACCUACUGUCGUGGAAGAUUGCACCUGCAAUCGCUGCUGGCAACACAGUGGUAGCCAAGCCCAGUGAGAUGACCUCUGUGACUGCCUGGAUGAUGUGCAAGUUGAUGCAGCAGGCUGGUGUUCCUCCAGGAGUAGUCAACAUCAUAUUUGGGACUGGCCCACAAGCAGGCGAUGCCCUUGUUGGCCAUCCUGAAGUCCCCUUGAUUUCUUUCACCGGCUCCACGGCAACGGCCCAACGCAUCACAGAGCGGACUGCCCCCUACUGUAAGAAGCUUUCACUGGAACUAGGAGGGAAAAACCCUGCCAUUAUCUUCGCUGAUGCAGACCUGGACCAAUGCAUUGAAACUACUGUUCGCUCCAGCUUUUCCAACCAGGGAGAAAUCUGCUUGUGCACUAGUAGGAUUUAUGUAGAGAGGAGUAUUUACUCCAAGUUCCUUGAGAGGUUUGUGGCUGCAGCUAAGAAGUGGAAGACCGGUUUGCCCUCUGACCCCAGCAACAACAAUGGAGCACUCAUCAGUAAAGAGCACCUGGAGAAGGUUCGUAGCUUUGUAGCACUUGCCAAAUCUGAAGGUGGCAUCAUCCACUGUGGUGAGGGGGUUGACCAGCUGGACCUCCCAGAACGCAACCGGAAUGGCUACUUCAUGCCACCCACUGUCAUCUCAGGCUUGUCUGACAACUCCAGAGUCAUACAGGAGGAAAUUUUUGGCCCUGUCACCUGUGUCAGCCCCUUUGACACAGAGGAUGAAGCUGUUUCUAAGGGUAACGGGGUCCGCUAUGGUCUGGCAGCCACUGUGUGGUCACGAGACGUGGGGAAGGUUCACCGGGUGGCCAAGCGGUUACAGGCAGGUCUGGUGUGGACCAACUGCUGGCUGGUGAGAGAUCUGAACCUGCCCUUUGGAGGGAUGAAGAAUUCUGGUGUUGGAAGGGAGGGAGGGAAGGAUUCCUACCACUUCUUCACAGAGGUGAAGAGUAUCACCAUCAAACACUGAAAAUGCAAAGGAAGAUGACAGCAGAGGCAUGUGUUGAAUGGAGGAACAUUUUCUGUUUGAAGUAGGUGCACACGUGGAGAAGGUUUGUCUUGACACCCAUAAGUCUCUGUCAGCAACAUUUUCAAAAAUGUAUUUCUCCUCCCACCCCUGUGAAUACUGGAGCCUUUAAUUAAGUCACAUUUUUAGAUUACAAAAGUCAGAGGAAGUCCAUGGACGUAUGGGCUUUGAAGCAAAUUUGAUUUAGUGGCCAAACACAUUUUCAAAGUCUAGAAGAGCUGCAUCAUUGAAUUGUUUUAUCCCCAUUCAAGUUAGCUGGAGGGCCAAACUGGAAGUUACAUCUGUCUCAGCUGGCAUUAGUCUCUCUGAGCAUGCUCCUUGGGCACAUCGGGCCCAUAGAGUGUGUGCAGUAAGUUUUCUCCCAGGUAAUUUCUUUACAAUAGGAAGUGCCUUCUUUGGCUUCAUAUGCCACUGAACAACUUUCAUGGGAAUGAACCAGCCCACCUCCAAUGCUCUUUAUACAUACAUUGUAAUCCCAUAAAAAAGUAUAGUAAAAAAAAAAAUCCACAGUGCGAAAUGCUGUAAUAUUUAUACCUUUGCUGAAUAUUUUGUAAUACUAUCCUCCUCUGUUGAAGCUGAUACACAUGGAGUGAUAAGUGCGUCAGAGUUUUUCUUAAAACUAGAAUGAGUACAGACCAGACAAGAUUAAAGCUUAGUAAGAGAAGAAGUCAAGAGUACAAUUUAUAAAUUUAAUCCAACAUCCCUCAUACAUUUAUACUGCAAAGAAACGUUGGAAUAUUGAAAAAAAUGGUCUGUGAAGCAGGUAAACACAAGAUCUGAUGCGUCCCUCAGGCUAACCAAAACCAAGAGGCAAAGCAUUGUAGGUGAAUUUCAUUAGCGUGACCAGGUUAAUUUUUUCUGUUGUUUUGUAUCAAAUAGAAGCAUUUUCCCAAAUUAAAGCACCUUGUACGAAUGCCA
Molecule: messenger RNA, 2564 nt
Organism: Scomber scombrus (Atlantic mackerel)
Lineage: Eukaryota; Metazoa; Chordata; Actinopteri; Scombriformes; Scombridae
Gene: aldh8a1
Product: aldehyde dehydrogenase 8 family, member A1
Exons: 7
Coding region: 120-1589 (489 amino acids)
Biological process (GO): retinoic acid metabolic process
Molecular function (GO): retinal dehydrogenase (NAD+) activity
Source: RefSeq, a predicted model, not a curated record